AUGCUCGCCUCAACCAUUUUCACCGCCUGGCUCCUCGCUGCACCAAUUGUCAGCGGCUUCACCUUCACAGCACCACCCAAAGGCACCAAGCUGGACCUCUCCCAAAACAUCACAAUUUCCUGGACCGGCGAAAACGAACAAUUCGAAGAACUCGAUCUCACGUUCAAUGCAGUCGGGUCGAGCAGAUUCGGGUAUGGCAUAGCCUAUAACCUCUCUUCCUCCACCGGCUCUUUGAUCUGGGAUCCAAGGAAUGUGACAGAGGCACUGCAGAGCACCAACAUAUCAUUGAGCAAGGGCGAGGAUCACUACUUCGAGGCGAAGCUUCACCCGAACGGUACAGAUGGGACGCGGAGUGCUGGCGCGGGACUGGAGAGCGAGAAGUACAAGAUUACGGGAUAUCCUUUGAUCGGUGCGGCGGCGGCGCUGCAGCCUCAGGUUGGAGCAGCGGUUUUGACGGUGGUGUUCAUCUCGAUCGCAUUUGGUGUGCUAUGA
Molecule: messenger RNA, 492 nt
Organism: Zymoseptoria tritici IPO323
Lineage: Eukaryota; Fungi; Ascomycota; Dothideomycetes; Mycosphaerellales; Mycosphaerellaceae
Exons: 1
Coding region: 1-492 (163 amino acids)
Source: RefSeq, a predicted model, not a curated record